AACCUCGGGUGGGCGGGGCUUGCCCCCACAGGCUCCGGGGGUGGAGCGUGUGCCCUGAUUGGCUCUGCGGAAGGCGGCUACGUGGCAGAAGGAGGACCGUUUGUGCCUACACUGAAGCUCUGCCACACCCGCGCUGGAUUAGUGGAGGGGCGGGACCUGGGUUUCCGGCCGGAAGCGGAAGUGAGGGAAAGAUGCAGGACCAUCAGCAUGUGCCCAUCGACAUCCAGACCAGCAAGCUGCUCGACUGGCUGGUGGACAGAAGGCACUGCAGCCUGAAAUGGCAGAGUCUGGUGCUGACGAUCCGGGAGAAGAUCAAUGCUGCCAUCCAGGACAUGCCAGAGAGCGAAGAGAUAGCCCAGCUGCUCUCUGGGUCCUACAUUCACUACUUCCACUGCCUAAGAAUCGUGGACCUUCUCAAAAGCACUGAGGCCUCCACAAAAAAUAUCUUUGGCCGCUACUCUUCACAGCGGAUGAAGGAUUGGCAGGAGAUUAUAUCCCUGUAUGAGAAGGACAACACCUACUUAGUGGAACUCUCUAGCCUCCUGGUUCGGAAUGUCAACUAUGAGAUCCCCUCACUGAAGAAGCAGAUCACCAAGUGCCAGCAGCUGCAACAAGAAUACAGCCGCAAGGAGGAGGAGGGCCAGGCAGGGGCCGCUGAGAUGCGGGAACAGUUCUUCCACUCAUGCAAGCAGUAUGGCAUCACGGGAGACAAUGUCCGAAGAGAACUGCUGGGCUUGGUGAAGGACCUGCCAAGUCAGCUGGCUGAGAUUGGGGUGGCAGCUCAGUCUCUGGGGGAAGCCAUCGACCUGUACCAGGCCUGUGUGGGGUUUGUUUGUGAAAGCCCCACAGAGCAGGUGUUGCCAAUGCUGCGGUUUGUGCAGAAGCGGGGAAAUUCAACGGUGUACGAGUGGAGGACGGGGACAGAACCCUCUGUGGUGGAGCGGCCGCACCUUGAGGAGCCUCCUGAGCAGGUGGAAGAAGACGCGAUUGACUGGGGCGACUUUGGGCUGGAGGCAGUUUCUGAGAGGACUGACUCUGGCAUCUCUGCUGAGGCCGCUGGAAUUGACUGGGGCAUCUCCCUGGAAUCAGACUCAAAGGACCCUGGGGGUGAUGGGAUCGACUGGGGAGAUGAUACUGCUGCUCUGCAGAUCACAGUGCUGGAAGCCGGGACCGAGGCAGCUCCAGAAGGUGUUGCAAGGGGUCCAGAUGCUCUGACACUUCUUGAAUACCCUGAGACCCGGAAUCAGUUCAUUGAUGAGCUCAUGGAGCUUGAAAUCUUCUUGUCCCAGAGAGCGGUGGAGAUGAGUGAGGAAGCAGACAUCCUAUCUGUGAGCCAAUUCCAGCUGGCUCCAGCCAUCCUGCAGGGCCAGACCAAAGAGAAGAUGGUUACCAUGGCAUCAGUGCUGCAGGAUCUGAUUGGCCGGCUCACCAAUCUCCGAAUGCAACACCUGUUUAUGAUCCUGGCCUCACCGAGGUAUGUGGACCGAGUCACUGAAUUCCUCCAGCAAAAGCUGAAGCAGUCCCAGCUGCUGGCUUUGAAGAAAGAGCUGAUGGUACAGAAGCAGCAGGAAGCGCUUCAGGAGCAGGCAGCCCUGGAGCCCAAGCUGGACCUGCUCCUGGAGAAGACCAAGGAGCUGCAGAAGCUGAUUGAAGCUGACAUCUCCAAGAGGUACAGCGGGCGCCCUGUGAAUCUGAUGGGAACCUCCCUGUGACACCCUCCAUGUUCCUGCCUGCCCAUCUUCUCAGCCUUCGGGAUGGAGGUGGGACAGCCAGGGCCAAUGUUGUGGAGCCUUUCCCGGCAAGAAACCAGGCAGAUCAGAGGACAGAAAGCCACAGGAAGGAGCCAUCACUUGGAUGAUAACGUUGGCACUCACUGUUGUCUCUACGAGAGGCUGUCUUGAUUGUCUACAAUCCCGUGUGGCCUGUCAGCCUGAAACCACAGCUUCUCUUUCUACUUAGUCUAGUGCACUUAAUAAAAUAUGAAGACUCUUGCUUCA
This is a messenger RNA of Microcebus murinus (gray mouse lemur), 1997 nucleotides long. RefSeq names its product CDK5 regulatory subunit associated protein 3 (gene CDK5RAP3). Gene Ontology annotation, cellular component: endomembrane system. Gene Ontology annotation, biological process: regulation of mitotic cell cycle. Lineage: Eukaryota; Metazoa; Chordata; Mammalia; Primates; Cheirogaleidae. The record is from RefSeq and is a predicted model, not a curated record.